Acaulospora colombiana is the source of this 507-nucleotide messenger RNA. The record is from the annotation of a GenBank genome assembly. Lineage: Eukaryota; Fungi; Glomeromycota; Glomeromycetes; Diversisporales; Acaulosporaceae.
UUGGAUAGCCUUACCAUUCGACCGGUACUCGCCUUCCACCAAGACCAAGAUCCUCAUCGCUCUUCUAUUUUUCCUUCGGUCGGACCUUCUCUUACCAACAACAACAGCACCAGCAGCACCCCCUCGAUCUCUUUGGUGCAAACUGUCCCCGACAUGCCGGUGGAGGGGUGUGCUGCCAGCACUGGUGGCGGCCACUAUCAACAUGCUCAUCAUACUCACCAUACCAGCACUACCGCCAACCAUCUUCACCCUGGACAUUUGGAUGGGGGCGCUUCUUUAUUCCAUCCUGCCCAUAACGCGUACAGGUCGGGCGCGUGGGACCGACAGGCACAAGCACCAGCACAUUCAUCGUCGCUCCAGCAACCCGUAUCGGUAGCGCAGGCUAUCCCACCAAUAGGUUGCACUUCAUUAGCGUGCAUGUCGGCCACUGCGGCGAAUAGCAAUAGUGCUGUGGCUAACAAUCAUGUUGCUAAUGCUUGCUGGCCGUCCGCCGCGGUGGACGUCUGA